CAACAGUUCUGUAGCUUCUUCUCCUGAACUUGGUCGUACUGAGAUUGUUUCCUAUGCGCGGUCAGUUUCUUGCCUUUUCCUGUGUUACCUCAAUCGUUCGCCUUUACGCCUGCUAAUAUUUGUCAAUGACUCUUGCACACCCGUUUUAACUGCUUCUUAGCCCUAGAAGUGAGGAAGUGCCCCCAGAAACUGCAACACAGCGAUCCCCACAGGAACUUGCUUCGGACACUACAGAAGCUACUGUGCAGAACAAGAACAUUAGUUCGCAGAAAGCGAAGCCGAAGAAACCAUCUGCUAAGAAGAAGAAAACUGGAGGUGCAGGUGCUGCGCGUCGUCCUGCAGUUACUCUUGAAGAAACCGAUGUUCCGAUAUCGUCCCUUCAGAUCCCUGUUGGACAUCCUUUGCCAACCGAAUCGGCGAAUCCUGACUCUGGAAAUCUUAAUGCCCUCGGUGUCAAUUUGCAGACAACAACAAUUCAGCCUUUGUCACAGCAACCUGUGUCUAUAAAUCCUGCACCUGUACGUCGCCGUCGCUUGGUUGUUUCUUCUGAUGAAGACGAACCUGUUGUCCCUUUGGAACUGCAAGACUUGGACGUUGAACUUCCACUGCAAGAACAGGCUAUUGAAACCUCUUCGACUUGUCCUGUUCCUACCGUUGACUCUACUUUGCCUUCUCCUCUUCUUGCUGGCCAAGAAGUUCCGCUGCUUCCAGUGGGGAAAACUAAUCCUGGGAGGGCAAAGCGAAUUAGGACACCGUCUGCAAAGGCCAUUGAAGCAUCUGUGGAUGCCUCCAAGAGGAAGCCAAAAACUCCCAAAUCGUCUGCUAAGGAACCUGCUAAGAAGCAACUGUUUGCUGAUUGACCGUGAUUCGCAUCAUGCGAGUGCUAAUGUAACAUGCUUGUGCAGUGCUGUCCCUCCC
Molecule: messenger RNA, 918 nt
Organism: Linum tenue
Lineage: Eukaryota; Viridiplantae; Streptophyta; Magnoliopsida; Malpighiales; Linaceae
Source: the annotation of a GenBank genome assembly